AGAAGAACGCUCUUCUUCGUUUGUUUUUCCGGAAAGAGAUGUGUUUUGACAGUGAACAUUUUGUGUAUUUAUUGAGUGCACGACAGCGAGUAGUGCAUUUUAAUUCCAGAAAUGUUGUCUGUCAACUCUUUGAGGAUUGUUGGCUCAUCCCGGGCUGUACUGCACCCAAGCUGGCUAACCACCAACCGAUUGCUUGUUUCUAAAGCUGUUACAUGUACAGCUUACAGUAUGUCUACCAGCCUCCACAGGAGGGGCACAUGGCACAGCAACAUGAACUUCAGAGUACUCAGAAAGGAGAGAGAGCUGUUUUACUUCACUAAUCAAUCCGCUUCACCCAGGAAUUGCUGCACAAGUCAAAUUAAAUUGAACUGCUGGAACUGUAAGCAUCUUCUUGACAAAAGACCUGCAUUUUUCUGCGUGUCAUGCAAAGCAGUGCAGCCCCCUGUAGAAGGGACAUCCUACUUCAAGAUCAUGGAUUGUGACUACACAUUCACACUGGACACACAAAAGCUGCAGAAAACAUACUUGCAGCUCCAGCGGUCUCUUCAUCCAGACAACUUCAGCCAGAAAUCUGUGAAAGAACAGGAGUAUUCAGAAAGCCAGUCUGCACUCAUUAACAAAGCAUACAACACUCUGCUUAAGCCUUUGAGUCGUGGUCUUUAUAUGCUGGAACUAGAGGGAAUGAAUAUAGAAGAGGGCACAGACUCUGGAGCUGAUUCAAAUUUUCUAAUGAAGCUGAUGGAGAUUAAUGAAUCCCUCGAUGAAGCGCAGAGUCCAGAAGAGGCCAUUAUGAUUGGCCGAGAUAUAAAAGGAAAACUGGCAGACUUGACAGUGCAUAUAGAUGCUGCUCUUCGUAAAGGAGAGCUACAGGCCGCCAAAGCAAUACUUGUCCAAAUGAAAUACUAUGCAAACAUUGAAGAGAAAGUAAAGGAAAAACUUUCAGAAUUCCUGUAGUUUUCUCACUAUUUAAACCACUUUAUGAAACGUUUUUGACACUUUAAAAUGUUCUGUAUAGAAUUGCACAAUCUAUUGUACAUUUUGGGAGCAUGUAAUGUUAUUUUUAAAGCUGAAUAAUAAAACUUUACUUGUAAUGCAUUAUCUACAGUUGCAUUAAUGGUAAUAAUUGCUUUUUUUCAAAUUAAAAACUAUAGAUAUGUGUCUGUAAUUGGAUGAGUACAGUAUCUCCCUUGAAUUCCACUAAUUUCACAAGCCUAAUCGUAUCAACUUGUACCUAAUGUGUCAUUAAAUGUGACAGAGAUCUA
Molecule: messenger RNA, 1262 nt
Organism: Oreochromis aureus
Lineage: Eukaryota; Metazoa; Chordata; Actinopteri; Cichliformes; Cichlidae
Gene: hscb
Product: HscB mitochondrial iron-sulfur cluster cochaperone
Exons: 6
Coding region: 112-954 (280 amino acids)
Biological process (GO): [2Fe-2S] cluster assembly; protein complex oligomerization
Cellular component (GO): mitochondrion
Molecular function (GO): ATPase activator activity; protein-folding chaperone binding
Source: RefSeq, a predicted model, not a curated record